Acanthochromis polyacanthus (spiny chromis) is the source of this 3025-nucleotide messenger RNA. RefSeq names its product zinc finger protein 180-like. Gene Ontology annotation, molecular function: DNA-binding transcription factor activity; RNA polymerase II cis-regulatory region sequence-specific DNA binding. The transcript has 2 exons. Lineage: Eukaryota; Metazoa; Chordata; Actinopteri; Pomacentridae. Gene Ontology annotation, biological process: regulation of transcription by RNA polymerase II. Bases 1093 to 2271 code for a protein of 392 amino acids. The record is from RefSeq and is a predicted model, not a curated record.
UGCAUGUUUCCUACCAAAUCUUUGCACUGAACUGCAUGGAACUGCUGCCUCAGACCUGAAGGGUUCGUUUCUAAUCUGGUUUUCAGAUAACAGGAAACUGGUCUUUCAGGAUUUUAUGUUUGUGUUACUGCUUUAUUUGUAUCCUCCAUCCCUGUUAAACCUCUUUGUUAGUCCUCCUGUUAUUGGUGUGUUUAUCAGACAACUGGCAAAAGGUUAUGUCACGUAACUGUGUGUCAUUUGCUCUUUGUCCCAGAUUUCCCAAUUUCAUUUUGGCCACCCUCAUGAAAGAAAAACAAGACACAUGUGUGCAAAAGUUCACAGUUCUGAAAUGACAUCUUGUUUGAGUGCGUGCUGUAAAAAUUCUAUUAAAAUCCAGAAAUAAGCACCAAACAGCAACUACACGAUAACCGAUUAGAUUAUAGAUACAGAUAAAUGUCCUGCUCAUCAGAAAAAGCAGAAAUUGUGUGAGUCAUCAUUGAUUUUUGUGGACAUGAGUGUUUUUAUUGAGGACUAAUCUUCUUAUCUUGAGUCAGACACCGGAACUGGGUCUAAUGUGAUCGGAAUAUAAUCCUAAUUGGCUGAUUUCAUGCGUAAAAAUGGUGGAGUGCCCCUUAAAUUAGGACAUCAGUAGGAUCUCUACAUAGCUGAAAUGCUCAAGUUUUUAAUUAAAAAAUUCUCUUUAUCUACAUUUCCUAAUCACAUUUGGACUGAUCCAAUGUGAUUGUUGAAUGCCAUGCACCUUGUGUAGUUUAUGACUACUGAUUAUCAUAGUACCUGUCAAAAUCACUUUAAACCACUUAAAAUCACAGUGCUUUGAAAGGUGUAAAUGCUCUCUAUCUAUCUAUCUAUCUAUCUAUCUAUCUAUCUAUCUAUCUAUCUAUCUAUCUAUCUAUCUAUCUAUCUAUCUAUCUAUCUAUCUAUCGUCAGGUGAGCAGCAGUGCAGCUGUUGUCCUGCAGGGGGCAGCACCUGUCUGCUGUCAGCUCUGCUUUGUUUACUCUUACUUCCGUAGCAUGUGAGCUAACAGCAGCUUUCUGUCACUCCUCCUGCUCCUCCUGUCGGGUUAUUGACACCUGGAAUACUUUUUCCCUAAAAUGUCUCCUCCGCUGCUCCUUAGGGCUUUCGUGAACGAGCGACUGACAGCUGCUGCAGAGGAAAUAUUUCAGGUUUUUGAAAAAACUAUCGCGAAAUAUGAAGAAGAAGCUUCCAGCUCCAAGCAGGAGAUCGAGCGACUCAGAGGUCUGCUGCUGGAGUUCAUGUCAAACCAGAAGACAGGUGUCUCUCAGACAUCUGGAUGUAAAGAUGAAACUCCCUCUGAGCUGGAGCCGAGCAUCAGCCUCCAUCAGGAUCCCGAUCCGGAGCGUCGACACAUCAAACAGGAAGAUCAUGAACUCUGGGCCGAUCAGCAACAAGAAGAUGACCAGCAGGUGGGAGAGUUUAAUGACCCGAAUAUAUUAUACCGUCCUCGGUCUUCUGUCUGGGAGGAAGAUGAGCAGGAGGACACUAAACCUUCUCUGCAACCUCACAUUCAAAACUCUGAACACGAGGAGGAGUUUGAGGAGGUGCAGGAAGAUAAAACUGUCCAUUUUAUAUCACCUCUUGUCUCAAACACUUCUCCACAAACUCUGAUCCUAAAUGAAAAUGUCCAAGAUGGAAGAGAAAGUGACAGACCUGCUGCGAGUUUUACUGCAGACCAAACACAGACUGAACAAAGUCAGACCUUUUAUAGCAUUUCUGCUGAGUUAUCUCAGUUAAACUCAGUUGCGCCGGACUAUCCUUGCUAUUUGUGCAGCAAAUCUUUCUCCUCCAGUCACCAUUUGAUAAAUCACGCUUUACGCGUUCAUUCGAAGGACGAAGACGUCAUCUGCGCUGUGUGUGGAAAAACCUUAGCGUCAACCGAGAGUCUUAACGUGCACCUUCAGUCCCACAAGGGCUCAAAAUGUUGUCAAAUGUGUGGGAAACACUGCAACAGUACGACGGCUCUGACCGAACACAUGGCGAGCCACGCCGGCGUGAAGCUGCAUCGCUGCCACGUCUGCGGGAAGGAGUGCAGCCGGAAAGGAGACUUAAAAAUCCACAUGAGGAUUCACACGGGAGAGAAGCCUUUCUGCUGCUCGUUCUGCUGCAAGAGUUUCACCCACAGCGGACACCUGAGGAAGCACAUGAGGAGCCACACAGGAGAACGACCGCACAGGUGUGACGUCUGCGGCCGAGGGUUUCUGCAGAGCGCUCACCUGAAAUACCACCUGGGGACUCACGCUCAGAAAUGCUGAGUUUUCCAUCCAUGUGGACUCAUAAAUAUUAAACAAAUGUUCUAAAGAGAGAACUCAAGGGAAAAUGUUUUGUGCUGAGUGUUAGCAGUAAGACGCAUUUAUUAUUUAACUUAAAACAAAAUGUAAAAGUCACAUUCAGGAGCAGCUGUCAGGUGAUUGGUCAGAGACAACAGCUGCACCUGUCAUAUUCUUAAUUCUUUUAUAAAAUACGAUCAGAGAAUAAAUCCUGCAACUGAUUUUCCCCACAAAAACAAUCAGUGUUCAAAUGAAAAUAAAUGAAGACACAUGACAAGUGAUAAAAAAAACACAAUAUCAGUUUAAAAGUUGCAGUCCUUUUAAAAUAUGUAAUUAUUGUUAAAUUAUUAUUUUAUUAAUUUUGAUAGAGUAUUUUUAAACAUUAAGAUAUUUGAUUAGUAGCUCUUCUUAAGUCUGCAGUUGGGAUCAUUUCUCACCUUUUUAAGUGCAGAAUUUGACUUUCAGCAGUUCCAACUCUGAGCUUCACUAAAUCAUUUACAGAACCUGUAUUCUGGACUCUGUUCUGAGCAAUAAAUAACGCUGCUGAUACAUCAAGAAAUAAACUGUGUCUUUGUCAUUAUUGCUUUUUUGAAGCAGAAUUUGAAUGCUGGUAAAUCUGUGUGUGCUGCAGAAGUUUAAGAUCAAACUGGAGCAUGAGGCACUUUUUAAUCACAACUUUUCAGGUCCACAGAUGUGAUCUUUGCUUGUCGUCAUACACUGAAUAAAAAGCUGCACAUUU